UUGGGUACCGUGAUUUGGCAUUUGGACCGCGACGGCAGUAAGGAUUUCAUCGCAGAUAUCGUGGACGACACCCCGGUGCUGAUCGCCAAAGGCGGCGAUGGCGGUUGGGGCAACGCCAGGUUUGUGUCACCUACCAACCAGGAACCCAUGCUGUCCCAAUCCGGCGGCAAGGGCGAGUUCAUCGUGCUGUGGCUGGAACUUAAGCUGCUGGCCGAUGUGGGCCUGUUGGCCAAACCCAACGCCGGCAAAUCGACCCUCAUCUCCCGGUGCUCGGCGGCGCGGCCCAAGGUAGCCAGCUACCCCUUCACUACGAUCGAACCGGUGCUGGGCGUUGUGACCCAAAACGGUCACGAUUUCGUGAUGAUGGAAGUCCCUGGAUUGCUGGAAGGCGCUCACCGGGGUAUUGGUUUGGGACACCAGUUUCUUCGCCAUGCCGAGCGUGCCCGCGUCUACGUACACCUUAUCGACGGUUUGUCAGACGACCCGGUGGGUGACUAUCUCAUGCUCAACAAGGAACUUCGCGAAUUCAGCCCCAUGCUGGCUGCCAAACCCCAGGUGGUGGCGGUCAACAAGCUGGAUACUACCGAAACCCGCGAACUCCAGGACGUGAUCGAAGAGGAACUGCGCCGUGCCAUGUCGGAGGAACCAGAGGCGUCGAAUUUCGGAGGCGCCGACUCCCAUAUUCACUUCAUAUCCGCGGUGUCCGGUGAGGGUGUGGACGGCCUCAUGAGCCAGCUGGUCACCCUUUUGACCGACCUCCCAAAGCCCGGGUUCGAUGAGAACGAUGAUGAAGGGGAAUCGGUGGAGGUCGAGGUCGAAACUCCCGCGGUGCAACCGGGCCGGCAGCGCCUCCCUCCCCUCGGUUUCUACAUGGACGGCGAUGUUUUCGUUGUCGAGUCUGAACGUCUGGAACGGCUCACCGCCCGCGCCGAUAUGCGGGACUACCGCGUACUGCUCCAGUUGUGGCGCGAAAUGACCCGCCUGGGAAUUGCCAGGCGACUGGAAAACGCCGACGGAUCCGGAAUUCGGGGCAUCGGCAUUCUCGGCGGAACCUUCGACCCGCCUCAUUUGGGCCACCUGCUGAUCGCCGAAUCGGCCCGUUCCGCGCUCGAUUUGGAAACCGUGCUGUUCCUGCCGGCCGGUGAGCCCUGGCUCAAGUCCGGCCAGCAGAUCACGCCGGCCCGGCACCGGCGACGCAUGGUCGAACUGGCCAUCGCCGACAACGCCGAUUUCCGCCUUUGCGAUACUGAGUUGCGCCGCAGCGGGCCGUCUUACACCGUAGACACGCUGGAGCAGUUGCGUGCCGGUUACCCGGAUGAUGUCGUCUUCUACUUCAUCGUUGGCUCCGACGUUCUGGCUCAAUUUCACCGGUGGAAAGAACCCGAACGUGUCCUGCAGCUUUGCCGUCUCGCCGUCGUUGAGCGCCCCGGGGGGCCGUCCAACCCGGUGCAACUGAUGGAACGACGGUAUCCGGAUGCAGUGGCGUCAGGUGCAGUAUUGACGGUAUCCGGGCCGCGGGUGAACUUCAGCGCGUCAGAAAUUCGCCAGUUGUUUUCCCAGGGUAUAUCGGUGCGCUAUCAGGUGCCCGACGCCAUAACCGACUACAUCCGAGAGCAUGGGCUGUAUCAAAGCGUCGAUACGUCCCAUGCCGCCAAAACCGAUGCCACGGAGCCAAACAUGACGAUGGACCGCAACCACAACAUCGACCGAUUGCUGGAGCUGGCCCUGGAACGCGGAGCCCUCCGCUACGGCGAUUUCACGUUGUCGUCAGGUCGCAAAAGGUCCUACUACUUCGACGGCCGUUUGCUCAGCCUCGACCCCGAAGGUUCAUACCGGUUGGGCCAUGCGUUGCUGCCCCUGCUUACCGAUGCCGGUGUAUCCGCCAUAGGCGGCCCUACGUUGGGCGCAGACCCUAUUGUGGCCGCCGUGGCCACCGUUUCCUGGGAGCAGGGACAACCCAUUCCCGCAUUCAUCGUCCGCAAGGAAGCCAAAGAGCACGGCACGGCCCAGCUCAUUGAGGGGUCGGUUACUGCCGGAUCCACCGUUGCCAUCGUCGACGACGCCUGCACCACCGGAGGGUCCCUGUUCCACGCCAUCGCCGCCGCCGAAACGCCGGCUGCACCGUGGGCCUGGUGCUUGCCAUUCUCGACCGCAACGAAGGCGGCAGUGAUGCCAUUCGGCAGCGCGGGUACCGUUUCGCUUCCCUGCUCGCCGCCGGGGACGACGGACAGAUCAGGCCGGCAUAAUUUCCGUUUCCGCCUUGAUCGGAGAGGGCAGGGGUGA
This is a messenger RNA of Geodia barretti, 2283 nucleotides long. Lineage: Eukaryota; Metazoa; Porifera; Demospongiae; Tetractinellida; Geodiidae. The record is from the annotation of a GenBank genome assembly.